Molecule: messenger RNA, 6813 nt
Organism: Mya arenaria
Lineage: Eukaryota; Metazoa; Mollusca; Bivalvia; Myida; Myidae
Product: phosphatidylinositol 3,4,5-trisphosphate 5-phosphatase 1-like
Exons: 28
Coding region: 76-4389 (1437 amino acids)
Biological process (GO): phosphatidylinositol dephosphorylation
Molecular function (GO): protein binding; phosphatase activity
Source: RefSeq, a predicted model, not a curated record
UAAUUGGUUAUGUGAUAAAUGCUAGCAUAAAUUUAUAUGAGCAACUUGGAAUUGUUAUUUAACUGAAAAUUGAAAAUGCUGUUUUGUGGUAUGGUGGACAAUCUGCCGAGAUGGCCGUGGGAUUCAAACAAAGGGUACACCAAAAGGCCACCCCUUCGUGAGGUUCACACAAGAAUGUCGGGGGCGUUCUUCCAUAAGGGCAUCACACGUUUUCAAGCGGAGCUGUACCUUACCAACACCAAGGAUAAUGGGAGUUUCCUCGUGCGGGAUUCAGAGUCUCUGGCUGGGGCCUAUGUCCUCUGCUUACUGCUAAACUCUGAGGUUCACCAGUACAGAAUUCUGCCAGGACCAGAUGGGAAACUGCAUGUUCAGUCUGAGUCCGGCACAAUACAGCGCGGCUACAAUGAUCUCACAGAGCUGAUUGCUGACUACAUCAAGAAGAAGGAAAACAAUGGCCUGGCAUGUGGCCUCGUGCACCCUGUAGCUCCGGAGGGAUCUAAUGAUGAUGGAGAACUCACAGAUGAUGAUGAUGACGAUGAUGAUGAGGAAGACGAUGACGACGAUUUUGAGCAUCCUCCACCGGUACAGAGUCCACCUGCUACACCUACGGACAAGAAGAAAAACAAUGAGGCAGAAAAAAUAGACUUGCAGAGAAACUUCAAUAAGCUUGACUUGACUAGGUGUGACAGUGUGUUCAAGAAGGCGCUAAAGGAUUAUGUGGACAUUGGCAGCCAGAAGGACUCUACGGCCCUCAACGCUGGUGAUUCAGAACUACAAGAGUUUGAAAAACUGCUUGACUCAACCGCUAGUGGGCUUAGAAGGGAGCUGGACACAUACAUGCGGAAUAUAGAGGUUCUCCAUGAGCUGUUGAAAGUUGAAAACCGAAAGAACUCAACACUUGACCACAGGCACAGGCCAUGUGGCCCAGGGCUCCCUAAUCUGCUGGAACAGAUGUCCCGUGUACGCAGCAAGAUACUCAGUCUUCAGACAGAGGCUCAGGAGACAAUCCAGCUAGCCAGCAUUCCGUCUGACUACGAAUAUCUGGAUUACACAGACCCGAUGUAUGCGGGUAACGGACUUACGAGCGGGCCAUUCCUAAUGUCGAAGUACCGGCCAUACAUUCCACAGAGCAAGUUUGAGGUGAAGAAAUUAAAAAGCAACCGGCCAACAAAGCUGACGUUAACUGUUGACCUUCAGAAUGGGAAAUACUCAGUGCUCAAGCAGACGGGAAAGGAGUCUCUAUCACAUAACACAAUAUCUCAUGACAGAAUCCUCCAUCUCAUAAAGAGCACCAAAGACAAAUGUAACCUCGAUGUAAUCUUGGACGGCAAGAACAAGCAGACGUACGCGUUUCACGACCCUCACAUGCGUGAAAACUUCUGUCUUCAGAUACGACAGAUGAAGAAUAUGCACUCUACCGAGACGGAUAUCGACCAGAUCUCGUUAUUUAUCGGCACUUGGAAUAUGGGUGAUGCAUCCCUAAACCAGAGCCUGAGCACCUGGUUAAAGUGUACGGGCUCGGGCACGUCUCGUGACAGAGUGUUGGGGGUGAUACCCCAUGAUGUUUAUGUUGUGGGAACACAAGAAAGCAGCAUGACGGAAAAAGACUGGGUCAACCAGCUUAAGGCGGGCCUUAAAGCAUGUGUUCUUGUGGACAUGGAGCUGGUUGAAGUGUCGUCACUGUGGGGCAUCAGACUGGCCAUCCUGUGUAAACCAGAGCUGAAGGCCUUCAUUAGCCGAGUACAGCGUAGCUCCGUCAGAACGGGCAUCGCUAACACUUUUGGGAACAAGGGAGCUGUGGCAAUAUCCUUUUAUUUCAACGGGACGUCUUUCUGUUUCAUCAAUACUCACCUUACUUCUGGAGACGAAAGAUGUAAUAGACGGAACCAAAAUUACCGAGACAUCAUCAAGGGUUUAACAAUGAGCCUCGGCCAGAAACACCUGUCACUGUUUGACAUAACGAACCAGUUUCACCAUGUGUUCUGGCUAGGGGACCUCAACUACAGGGUGGAGGAAGAAAUACAGGUAUUAUUACGUAAAAUCAACGAGAAAGACAUUAAUUUCCUGCUCGAGAGAGACCAACUUAAACGCUUACAGAAACAGAGAACGGUCUUCUCGGCAUUUGAUGAAGCUGAUAUAACCUUCCUACCCACGUAUCGCUUGGAGAGAAAUGUCCCCGGGUACAAGUAUGCCUGGAAGAAGAUCAAAGCCACCAGUGAACGAAUAAACGCGCCAUCGUGGUGUGACAGAGUUCUAUGGAAAUCCUACCCAGGGCAGUUCAUCGAGAGUGUGGCCUACGGCUGUUCUGAAGCCAUACUGAGCAGCGACCAUCGUCCAGUAUUUUCCUCUUUCAAUGUUGGGAUCAGUUCAGAAUUUGUCCACCAUGCCAGAAUGUCGCUGGCUGAGAUGGCCAUUGUUCAGAUCGUCUUUACUGCAGUGGAAGCUCAGGUGAAGACGUGUUGCAAGCAAUAUUUCCAGCUUGUGUUCCAUUCCACCUGUCUUCAGGAAGUCUACAGAAGUCAGUCCAACACAUCAUUCCGCGAAAACAGGACGGGGUUUUUCACUGUACCAGUCUGGGUGGCCACGAACCUCCCUGAGAUGCGUCCAUUGUUCGGUGAUGUCGAUUACCUAGAAGACCAGCACAUUCUGAUAGCCGUGGUAGCCAAGGACUCAGACAACGAGUCCUACGGGGAAUGUGUCCUCUCAUUGCGUGAAAUGUUCUCCGACGAACCUAAACCGUUUGAGUACACCUUACUGCAUCAAGGGGAGGAGACUGGUAAAAUAAGUGGCAAGAUGCACCUGAAAACCAAGGGGAAGAAAACAUCAUCAUCUAGAAGUGGCAGGAAUAACUAUUCUCUAAUAGCCCUGGACACAGAAUACCACGACCCAGAGAUGUACCUCCCUGACCACCCGACCCACAAGCCCCCAGGCGCCUUUAGGGGCUCCGUAAAGCCGGGCAUGGGCCCGGGUCAGUCCAAACCCCCCCUGGGCUCAACUAUGUCUUCACACAAUAACACCGCACCUAAGCCUCCACUCAGACAGACUGUCAGUACUAUGGAUGAUAGGAUGGGUGGACCAAUGACUAGGGAGACAAACCAACGAUCAAUGAGAAUGGAAGGUCGAGCACCUGCCCCCCUCCCAAGUUCGCCAACCUCUCUGACCCCCAUUCCCCCUGCUCGAAGGGGCACCCCUGUGAUGGGGCAGGGGUCAUUGAGGGUGGCGCCCCCUGUCCGGCAGAGGAGCGCACCAGGAAGUGCUCCACAGAAGCAUGUCCCUCCCAUACCCCCGAAACAGAGGACUGUCAGUGGACCUGAUCAUCAUUACAUCAACCGACAAGACGGACACAAACGCCCUAAGACUCUCGAUGAAUGGUUAGCCCAGCUUAACCUGUCCGUGUAUGAAAAAAACUUUACGGACUACGGAUGGGACAGUCUACUUUAUCUCGGUGAAUUAAAGCUCGAAGAUCUCAUACGAAUCGGUGUGGAAGUGCCCGAACACCAGCGGAUGAUACUAGCGAGCAUUCGCGAUCUAAACAAACCGCUCUACGAAAACCAAGUGAUAUGGGAGACAGACAACGUCACGCAUAGCGAUGGAGAGGGCUACGCUACCCACCCAAAGGAACGACGCUCAUGUCCCGAGACUAUCCGACACGAUUAUGUCAACGAAUUCAAACCUUUGAUCAGUGUCGUCCCAGGAAAAGACAAUAUUGCUUACUCAAGUGAAAACGUUGGGAUAGAGAAACCAAUGAAAAGGUCUGAUACCAGGAAAGGUGACGACAAGGAAAUAUACAAUUCUGCAAAAUACCAAGUUGGAUAUAAAGAGAGGGUCACGAUUUUGGCAAAAGGCACCUCGGUGAAAGUUGCCGUAGACGAGUAUGUAAUGGAUGGAGAUGUUCCUGUUGAGGAAGAGGAUGACGUGUACCAUGAACCAAUAUUUAAUGACUCGCAGGACGAUCUCCCUACAGCCGACCAAUUCUAUCAUGUCCUAGAAACACCUGACAAAAUAAACCCUCGGACGUCGACCUUGUACAACUCAGCAACUACAUGUAUAAACAUGCAAGCAGCAAAUGACGCAAAUCGGGGGCCAUCUCCAAACACUUACGACAAAAUUGAUUUGUCUGGCGAGUUACAAGAAAUGGACAUGUCCGAUAUACAAAAUUCUAGUGAAAUGUUGACAUUAGAUGAAUGGCUUGGAGCCUUGGGAUUGGAGAUGUAUCAUGAUACAUUGGUCGAAAAUGGUUGGGUGAAUUUGAUGGUUCUUCACGAAAUGACCGAAGCAGAUUUGGACAUGUUGAACAUUGAUAACAAAGGUCAUAGACUAAAGAUGUUACACGCUAUUCAAUACCUGAAAGGAAACGAUUCAACAAGUGACAAAACAGUUGUUAUUUAAAAACUGAAAUUAUACAUUUUUGUAUUUAAAGCUGCACUCUCACAGAUUUAUCAUUUUUACAACUUUUUUAUUUUUUGUCUUGGAAAGAGCAAUUUUUUGCGUAAAUAUCUGCAAACCAAUGAUAUGAGAUUGCUGACAAAAAUCAGAUUGUAGAUUUUCAUAUUUCUGUUAAAAAAAAAUGUUUUAUGGCCUAAACCAUUACUAACGGUUUAAGAAAAAUGCAUAAAACAUCAAUUUUUGAACUUAAAUAUAAAAAUCUGCGAUCUCAUUUUUUGUUAGCAAUCUUAUUUAACUGGUUUCGCAAAAAUUGGCUAGUUCUAAGACAAAAAUUGUCAAAACGUUCAAUCUGUGAGAGUGCAGCUUUAAAAGGAAAAUAAAACGUCUUAGAAAAUAAUUUACGGUGGACAUGCUUGUUUUGAUGAUAGAAAAUCAUCAAAAGUUCAAAUGGGAGCUCUGUUGUUAAUAAUUAUUUAAGAAUAUGAUAGAUAGUUCUAUAUUUUGCCAACAAGCAUUUAAGUAACACUUUUAAAGUUGAAUUAUUUAAAAGCUUAGAAUUACAAAAUUCUGUUUUGUUGCCAACAUAUAAUCUGUGCAUCAGUAUGUUCAGUAUUGAUAUUAUUGUUAAUGUAAAUAAAACAGAAAAUUAUGAUUUAAUCUGCAUAGCAGUUAUCACAAGAAAAAGAAAGUCUCUGUCAAAAAUAAUUCUUAUAUGAUGUACCAUAGUUGAGUAUGUGCAUUAAAAUUAUGUCCUAGUACAUGUGGGAUUUAUUAUAAAAUGAAUAAAUGUAUUGCCUUUCAUUGGACAAUAUUAAGAUUCACUUACAAUUUUAUUAAUUGGAAUUCUCUUUGAGAAAUUUUCCGCAUAAUAUCAAUUUAUGGUCUGCAUUUGUCAUAUAAUAAAGAAAUACAUCAUUCUGUGUGUAAUAUUUAUGCUAAUGAUAAUUUAUGAUCUGCAAUAGCCAUAUAAAUAUAUCUAUCAUUUUGUUUGUUACAUUAUUAUGCUAAUGACAAUUUAUGAUCUGCAAUAGCCAUUUAAAAAUCCAUCUUUUUUAGUAUUACAUUAUUAUGCUAAUGGCAAUUUAUGUAAGCAAUAACCAUUUAAAUAAAUCCAUCUUUCUGUGUGUAAUAUUUAAAUAUGCUGAUGACAGAUUAUGGUCUUCAAAAGCCAUCUUUCAGGACAUACAUUAUUCUGUGUGUUAUAAUUAUGCUAAUGCCAAUUCAUAAUUUGCAAUUGCUGUAUAAAGAAAUCCAUCAUCAUUAUGUGUGUUAUAGAAUUAUACAUGUGCCAAUUUAUGAUCUGCAAUGUAUAUACAAAGAAAGCCAUCAUUCCAGACAUCCAUCAUUUUGAAUGUACAAUUAUUAUGCUAAUGCCCAUUCAUAAUUUGCAAAUUGCCAUUUAAAAAAUCUAUCAUUAUUCUGUCAGUGUGUUAUAUUUAUGCUGAUGCCAAUAUAUGAUCUUCAAUUGCAAGACAUGUAUAAAUGAAUAUGUGUGUUAUAAAUUUGGCUGAUGCCAAUUUAUGAUCUUCAAUUGCCAUAUAAAGAUAUCUAUAAUUCGAGACAUUCAUCAUUCUGUGUGUAAGCAUUAAGCUGAUGCCAAUUUAUGAUCAGCAAUUGCCUUAUAAAGAUAUCCAUCAUUCGAGACAUUCAUCAUUCUGUGUGUAAGCAUUAAGCUGAUGCCAAUUUAUGAUCAGCAAUUGCCUUAUAAAGAUAUCCAUCAUUCUAGACAUCAAUAAUUAUGUGUGUAAGAAUUAAGCUGAUGCCAAUUUAUGAUCAGCAAUUGCCUUAUAAAGAUAUCCAUCAUUCGAGACAUCAAUCAUUCUGUGUGUAAGUAUUAAGCUGGUGCCAAUUUAAGAUCAGCAAUUGCCUUAUAAAGAUAUCCAUCAUUCGAGACAUCAAUCAUUCUGUGUGUAAGAAUUAAGCUGGUGCCAAUUUAUGAUCAGCAAUUGCCUUAUAAAGAUAUCCAUCAUUCGAGACAUCAAUCAUUCUGUGUGUAAGAAUUAAGCUGGUGCCAAUUUAUGAUCAGCAAUUGCCUUAUAAAGAUAUCCAUCAUUCGAGACAUCAAUCAUUCUGUGUGUAAGAAUUAAGCUGGUGCCAAUUUAUGAUCAGCAAUUGCCUUAUAAAGAUAUCUAUCACUCAAGACGUCCAUUAAUUUGUGUGUAAUAAUUAAGCUAAUGCCAAGGUAUGAUCAGCAAUUGCCAUAUACAGAUAUCCAUCAUUCAGGAUAUCAAUCAUUAUGUGUGUAAUAAUUAUGAUUAUGCCAAUUUAUGAUUGGCAGUUGCCAUAAAUUAUAUAAAGAAAUCCAUCAUUUUGUGUGUAAUAAUUAAGCUGAUGCAAAGUUGAUGAUUGCUCGUUAAAACAUGAUUUGUUGCAAACUUCAAACCACUAUUUCUUGUUUUAUUAACAGAAUUAAAAUUCCAAAAUUUC